AUGGCCACCACAAACUCUCUCCACCACCACCACUCCUCCUCCUCUUACCACCGUCUCAAUCUCCUUCCCCAAUCUCACGUCCUACCAUCCUCCCUCUCCCUCAAACACCCCACCGCCACAUUCUCACCACUCACCUCCUCCUCCUCCACCAUCAUCUCCGCUUCUCUCACCACACAAACCACCACAGACUUCGACCUCCUAUCCACCCAUCUCACAAACCAAGACUUCCGCAAAGCAGACGAGGAAACACGCCGCCUACUCAUCCAAAUCUCCGGAGACCCCGCCACAAAACGCGGAUACGUCUUCUUCUCCGAGGUCAAAUCAAUCUCCGUCCAAGACCUCCAAACCAUCGACGACCUCUGGACAAAACACAGCGACGGGAGGUUCGGCUACAGCGUGCAACGCAAGAUAUGGCUGAAAGUCAAGAAAGACUUCACGAGAUUCUUCAUCAAAGUCGAGUGGAUGAAGCUUCUCGACACGGAGGUUGUUCAGUAUAACUACAGAGCUUUCCCUGAUGAGUUUAAGUGGGAGCUUGACGACGAAACGCCGGUAGGACACUUACCGUUGACAAACGCGUUGAGGGGAACGCAGCUUUUGAAAUGCGUUUUGAGCCAUCCUGCGUUUGAGAUUGAUGGUGAUGAUGUUGAUGAGGAAGGGGGAGAAGCUGAGAAUAGAGGUGUGGGUAAAGCGAAGAUGAAAGACACGACAGUGUUUAAAACUGAUUACAGUUUCUAACAAUGUCUUUUAUUUCUGUUUGGUGACCAUUUCAAUGGGAUUAUGAAUGUGUAUGAUGAACACGGUGAAAUUAUUAGUUAAUGAAUAUAAAACCUUAUGUCUGUAAUGGUUUAUGAAAUUUAUAAAGUUCUGAUGAUAUUCUUAAGACCGUGGAACAAGUUCAAGCUCUAGCUGUCCAUUAAAGGUUUGUGUCAUCUUUGCUAAUUUGAAGAAUGAAUACAAAAGUUGUGGGUUUUGGCUCUGUUCAAGAAAGCUGCAUCUCAUUGUGUGAAAAUGAUUUGAAGGAUACGUUGCUGCUUCUGUAGCCUUGUAGUUAAUUCUCAAUGUAGGCCAUACAAGUUACUUGAUGUGGUCCUGUGGACAUAUGCUUUCUGUCAUUGCCUGGUUUUAAAUGAAUAAACGUUUACUUAGGGGUGGC
Messenger RNA from Eruca vesicaria subsp. sativa (arugula), 1153 nucleotides. Lineage: Eukaryota; Viridiplantae; Streptophyta; Magnoliopsida; Brassicales; Brassicaceae. The record is from the annotation of a GenBank genome assembly.